Messenger RNA from Pistacia vera, 708 nucleotides. RefSeq lists its product as uncharacterized. The coding region runs from base 1 to 708 and encodes 235 amino acids. The transcript has a single exon. Lineage: Eukaryota; Viridiplantae; Streptophyta; Magnoliopsida; Sapindales; Anacardiaceae. The record is from RefSeq and is a predicted model, not a curated record.
AUGGAGGAGUACAAGGAAGAUAACGUCCAUUACAGCAACAACGAAAAUAACAACAAGAGGAAGCGAGUCUCCGAAGACAACUCGGACGAUUCCGACUCGGCCGAGUCUAAACUCUCCCGAGUUGACUCAGCCAACUCGGAUGAGAACUCUGCCGGGAUGAACGCUGUUGCUGCUGAUGCGUCCAACUCGGAUGACUCUUCCGGUAUGAACUCGCCGGCUGCGAAGCGUAUUCAGGACGAUUUGUUUAGCAGCAUUCUCGACGAGUCCGACCCUGACCCGGCCAUUCAGGGGCUGGAUUCGGUGAUUAAGAGCUUCGAAGAGGAGAUUCUCUUCCCAUGCGAGCUGCCGCCGGUGGUGACGUCAGAUUCCGGAGAACAGAGGCCUGAGCUAGGUUAUCUUCUAGAAGCUUCCGACGACGAGCUCGGCUUGCCUCCGGCUUUUUCGGCCGGAGACGAGCAGAAUGCCGGAGAAGCCAUUGAUUUGAAGGCGAGCGGACCUGAGCUGGCCGUUGCAUUUGAUAAUAUCGGGUUAGGUUUUGACGACGGAAUUCUGAGUUACGACGCGUACAAGUUCGGAAUCGUUGGUGACUCGGAUAAUGACAACGUCUCUCAUGAUUUUAUUACACUAGGGGGAGGUUUAUUCGAUAGUUAUGAACCAGCCGAAAUCUCGGAAUACACGUGGCGGCAAGAGUCACUCUCAGCUUCGUAA